AUGAAGAAGAUGUCCCGCAAGAACUUCCGUGGCGCGCCCUUGUUCUCGAGCAAGUCGAGCAGCUCCACGGCGUCGCACGGCAGCAGCUCGACGUCCCCUGGGACCGGACCAGGCGCAGUGCGUCGCGCGACGUGGGCGGACAAGAUCCGGGACAAGCUCCCGCCGCUGGGCGAGAACGAGUACGAGGUGCUCUGGGAGCGGGGCGUGCUGGGCGUGAUCUUUCUCGAGUCGGAGAAAGACGGCAUCCCGUACGUGUCCAAGGCUACCGAGUCGUGCAUCUCGCCCAUUGUGAGUCCCGGCGACAUUCUCAAGUUUGUCAACGUCGUGCGGUCGAAAGACCACUCGUUUUCCGACUUUUUCAAGAUCCUCGCCACGAUGAAGAAGCCCGUGCUGCUGCGCUUUGAGCGCCCGUCGGCCAGCACGCCGUCGUCCGAUGAAGACGACAGCUCGCAGCUCUUUGGCGCGCCACGCGGCAGUUCGGCAAACAAUGCAGCGAACGGCCAUCGCCAUGACAUGGCGCGGCCAGAUGGGCUGCAUAAUGACGAAGGGGCGCCAACGGGCGUGCCGCAGAAACCCCAUCUGGUGCCGCAGAAGGAUCAGAAACCGCCCAAGGCCUCGCGAGGCGCGUUUUGGCGCAGUGCUGGAGCCAAAGACUCUGUGGAUCGUGAGCAUGCAGCGCAAGCCGUUGGGCCGCAUAUGACGAGCGGUGAAAAGGAUCGCACAGCUGCUUCGCACGGACAGCCACGGGCGUCGGGCAAUAGGGACCAUCAGGUCUCGCCGCGGGAUGCCGCACUGGCAAACGGAUCGGUAGCUUUGUCUUCGCAUUCGCCUCUGGGGCCACAUGAGUAUCAGGUGUACUGGGAAACGGGGUUACUGGGUCUGUUUUUUGGGGAGAACCGAUCGACGAAUUUGCCCAUUGUAACACGAUCGACUUCGAGUGCGAAUUUGGUCGUGCGACGUGCCGUUGCGGUCCACGAUACGUUGAUCUCAGCUAACGGUAUCAAGUCAGCCGACUACUCGUUCGAGGCGUUCUUCAGUCGCCUCCAGCAGAUGAAGAAGCCUGUACGGAUGGUAUUUAGACGAAGACAAGCGUCAGAUCCAGCUGUGGUUAUCAAGCAAGGAGAUGAGCAUCAGCAUGAGCAGUCGCAUCAGCAGCUUCAGUAUAAGCAGGAGCAAAUACGCGAGCAGGAUCAGAAACGUGAACUGUAUGGAGCACGUGACUUGCACGAACGUGAACAAGAACAGGAGCAACGAGAACAACGUGAACGAAAGCAACGAGAACAGCAGAAUUUGGAGCAAAAGCAACGGGAACAGCACAUUCGUGAACAGAGGCAGCGAGAGCAGCACAUGAUGGAGCAAAAGCAGCGAGAGCAGCAGAUGUUAGAGCAAAAGCAACGGGAGCUGCAGAUGCUGGAAAGAAAGCAACGAGAGCAACAGGUACUGGAACAGAAGCAACGGGAGCUGCAGGUACUAGAACAGAAGCAGCGAGAGCAACAUGUACUGGAAAGAAAGCAGCGAGAGCUGCAAAUACUGGAACAGAAGCAGCGAGAGCUGCAGAUUGCGGAACAGAAGCAACGAGAGCAAAAGAUACUGGAACAGAAGCAACGAGAGCAGCAGAUUGUGGAACAGAAGCAACAAGAGCAGCAGAUUGCAGAACAAAAGCGACAGGAGCAGCAGAUUGCGGAACAAAAGCAACACGAGCAGCAGAUUGCAGAGCAAAAGCAACACGAGCAGCGGCUACGUGAAGAACAGCGCUGUCAAGAGCCAACGGAACCACGCAAUCAAACCUUAUCGGUCGCAGUGGAUACUUCUCCGUCGCCAUCGACAUCGCCUGUAGAGGAAAGGACAUCAUGCCGUGAUUGUGCACCUAGUCCGACCGUAAAACAUGCGUCGGCUCCGCUGUCAUUUUCUCCUCAAGACCUGUCGGAAUCUGAUACCCGUCAUCGUGAAUACCGCCGUGGCUCAAAUGAGCACGCAAUUACAUCUCCUCUGAGCUCUCCGGUAGCAUCGAAGGGAAGCGGAAGCGCACGAUAUCGUCAAGUGCCGGAAAACGUUCCGAGCACGAAUCACCAGACAUCACCCAAAGCCAGCGUAUCUUCACGGCCGGUGCGGAGUUUGGCAAGAUCAGACAGUUCGCCGGACACGUCGCCGAUUGUUUACAGUUCUCCUAGAGUGAGCAGCUCGCCAUUGGUUUCGCCAGAUUCUUCUUCUAAUGAGAUCGGGGAGCAUAAGACGAGCAACUCGUCAGUGCCACGUGUUGUGGAGGAUCCUGACAGAGCACCUGUUUCUCCCGUUUUCACUGCGGUGGAAAAGGAGGCUGUCCAAUCGCCGAGGGAUAUCUUUCUUACCGAUUUUCAUGACGAACAAAAUUGUGACAGCACCGAAGAGCAGCGACGGAGCGAAAAGUCACGAAUCGCCGCCAUCCAUGAAGAGGAGCCAGUGUUGUUUGGGGUAAAUAACACCACGUCUUUGUCGCCGACUGAAGCAUGGGAUCUGCCUGAGCAUAUGCCGUCGCCGAAAGAAUCGUUGGCGCUAGAGUUGGUUGAAGAAGACAGCGAUGUCGGUGUCAGUGCGCCUCUGUCACCAAAUGCUUGUAUCAACCUGGAACAUGCCUCGAUGGCCAAAGAAGCUGGAUUUGCUGAAGAAGCGAAACUCGUUGACGAGGCCGAAUUAGCAGAGGAAGCAGAGCUGAUUGACGAAGAUACGCUUGCAGUAGUAGAAGUGGCUGAAAACGCUGGACCAGCCGAAGACGUGAAGAUGGCUGUAGAGACCGAGCCAUUGAUCUCGUCGCUACCUAUGGACGAUUUGGCGGAAGACCGCAGUAAUUUGGAUGUGGAAGUGGGUUUGCUUGCCGAUGUCGAAAUGGGUAUUGCUAUCGAGGACACAGAGUCGGAAGUGUUGGAAAGCAGUGUAUCGGGGAGUGACCAGAAUACGAGUCCGUGGGAUCUCGAACCAGAAUCUGAUGGUCAGAAGACUUUCCACCACGGCAGUGAUGCUACUUCUCCAGGUGACGGACCGAUGUCUCCGAGCAGCGAGCGCAGUCCGAUCGGCAGCGAAUUGAACACCGCCAAGGGCGACUUUGAAGACGUAUCUGACCCGUCGGAUGAGUUUUCACAUGACCCGGAUAUUUCAGGCGAUAUCGAUACUGUGGAAGGCGACGUCAUGAUGCAGGAGAGCUCCAAAUCCAAGGUGGAUGCAGCAAGCGUGCCGAAACAAACGAAGUCAUCGAUGAACGCGAAUUUGGCCAAGUAUAAGAAGAAGGGCAAAAGCACUCGUGGCGUCAUGAAGCUGCCAGCACUUCAUGAAGAUGAUGCCGUGACGGUGCCUCUUGUCGCUCCGAACGCGGUCAACACAACUGUCCAAGUGCGUGGUCGACCGAAACCCAAGUUGACGAUGUCGGAUACUCCUGACAGUACGACGUUUCUGAUCAAGUGGAAGGAAAACCGAAGUAUUGGCUUACAGCUGAAGGAGGUACGUUUCGCCAAGGGCACGUACCCGCUAGUGACGGACGUCUGUCAGAAGCCUUGUUGCGAGUUGCUGCGACACGUUUGCGUGGGUGACGUAAUUAUCGAAAUCAAUGGCCGCAACACAUCGACGAUGGGAGUGAAAAAGACUGUCAGUUUUCUAAAGUCGUGUUCAAAGACGACUCUGAUGAAAAUUCGUCACGGACCGGCAUUUGUCAACCAGCGCGUGAGUGCGUCAGUGUGA
Molecule: messenger RNA, 3708 nt
Organism: Hyaloperonospora brassicae
Lineage: Eukaryota; Oomycota; Peronosporomycetes; Peronosporales; Peronosporaceae
Source: the annotation of a GenBank genome assembly